Coregonus clupeaformis (lake whitefish) is the source of this 4485-nucleotide messenger RNA. Its product is annotated as sentrin-specific protease 6. NCBI's taxonomy places the organism in Eukaryota, Metazoa, Chordata, Actinopteri, Salmoniformes, Salmonidae. The coding region runs from base 1102 to 3747 and encodes 881 amino acids. The record is from RefSeq and is a predicted model, not a curated record. The transcript is spliced from 18 exons. Gene Ontology annotation, biological process: protein desumoylation; regulation of kinetochore assembly; regulation of spindle assembly. Gene Ontology annotation, cellular component: cytoplasm; nucleus. Gene Ontology annotation, molecular function: SUMO-specific endopeptidase activity.
GCACUGCCCUUACGUUCACUGCACUUGUAGAUACUGAUAUAUAUUAUAGCAUAAUUUUAUAUGUGGAGGCAGUGUACUACCAAGAUGGUGUGGGUAAAUGCUGCUUUCAGGAUGUGAUGUGGGACGGUAAGUGGUGGUGGGGAAUAGAGGACGGUGUGUGCAGUCUCAAUCUGAGGUAGUCUCAAAGCAUGGUUUCCUAUGUAGACACAGUGUACUGUACUAAGGUGGUUAAAUGCUAGUAUCCUGAUGUAAUGUGGGACUUGGUUCUAGGUGGUAGAGGGAAUAGUGGACGGUGUGUGGCUGUGCAGUUUGUCUCUAGCAGUGAAAUCCUUGGCGGAGUCAGUCUGUGGUGCCUGGAGGGCAGUAGAUCUGGGCUGAGCCUCCUGCCUGUCUGCCUAAGGGGGAUUGCAUCAGGCCUUGCAGAUUAAUCCGCCCGCAAAGCUCCUCUGAGAGGAAGGCGUGAGAGCGAGUGAGUCUGGCUGCCACAGAUGAGCAUGGAGAGGACAGAAGCACACACAGGCAGUCCGGCUAAUAAAGCACACUGUGGCCCAGCCAACUGACUCCGGCACAGGAAUGAUGAUGAUCACGUGGUGCAGCGAGGUGACCUUGAAACACUGGAACACUGCAGCUGUGUGAAACUUCCCCACGGCUAACUUUCUCCACUAUAUGAUAUUUUUUGGUUUGUGUUGAAGAUGAGGCUGAUUCUCAACACAAUCAGUCGUUAAUGCAUACUGUACAUGACAGCUGAAUGUUUCCUUUCCAUGUUCUCUUUUAUUCUCUUUUAAGCCAAUGACAACGUGAGCAUCAAACGGCGUGCCCAGCAGCACAGUCGGAGACCCUCGCUGGAGGGCUGUUGUAGCUUUCCCUCGCAGGUUCAGACAGAGGAGGGGGGACCUGAUCCUAGGUCAGCACUCCUACUCUGAGAUGCUUUAUGGAUAUGCCAGGCCCUGAAGGUGAAAAAGGACCUGUGCUGGCUGGGCGAGUCUAUGGCUCUAGGAUCAUCUACUGCCCCUAAAUCCAAAAAGGUACCACACAGUGUGCGGGAAGUGUAGCAAAUCCAGUGAAAACCACAGCACGUGUGAACACUGUGGCAACCCCUUCAUGCCGGAGGUUCCCCACCUCCACCACCCCCCAGCAGCCCAGCCUACGUCCCCCAUGCCCAGACCCCCCAUUCGACCUCAUCCUCAGCACUCCCAUCAACACCCCUCCCCAGGACCAAACAGUCGACAGCUGACCAAGAACAACUCCUACGUUUCGUCCUCGACCAUGAGGGCGCCGGCGCUGCGUGUGGACACAGUGAUGAACCCGCCCAUCCCGGUACGCAUCACCACCCGGGCCGGCCUGCCGCUGCCACACAACGGGAGACCCGCGGGGGUGGGGCUGGUGGGGAGCUGCUGCGCCGGGAAAGUCGCGGGUAACAAAGGCAGGAGGACGGCGGCCGCCAAGCAGCACGAGCUCAACGACCCCAUCGUGCUGUCCAGUGACGAGGAUGAGGUGGACAACACCAGCACGGGCAGCGUAAAUAGGCUGGACAGCGUGUCCCCUCGGCCCGCUGACUCGGCCCACUCCUCACCGGCGCCCUCCGGAGGCAGAGUGGAGGCAGCAGUGAAGAGUAGCGCAGGAGGGGAGCAGGAGGAGAUCACUUCUGACUUCUUCGCCGACGUCGACAGCAGAAUUUCACUACCCAGAAGGAACCGCAUGAAAGAUAAGUUUGGAAACCAAAUGCCGGACGACUCUACACCCAGGAAAAAACAGAGGAUCUCUCCCGACAAGUUGGACAGCAUCAUCCUGGACUGUCGGAGUGUGAGAGUAGGGACUCUUCGCAGGAUGGUGACCAAGCCUGUCAAUUUUACGGUCGAUCACAUUCAACUUGAAACUGAAGUGCUUUGUGUCCCAGGUCCUGAGGUGGAUGCUCUGGAGAAGGUGCGUCUGCGCGCGUCGGAGCUGAUCAGCUGUGAGUGGUGCAGCGUGAAGAAGCUGCCCGUUCUCUUCUUCCAGACCAGCCCCGAGGAAUGUCUGCGGCUCCGCACCCAGCUCAAGAUGACCCGAGACAAGGGAGGCCUGUGCUGGUACGACUGUGCUGGCAACGACUCCGAUGAGAAGUACAUUGUGCUGAUCUUUGAGAACGGGCUGUCGAUGCACCAGCAGAUGAUUCUAGAGGAGAUCCUACAGGAGAUCGGCCGAGCCAACAACCUCAAUGAGUUCCCCACCAAACUGUCGUUUGAUGAAGCUAACAUCAGAUUGGUCAACUACAACAAAGCAACAAAAGAAAAGGUAAACAACAAAAACAACAGCACUAAAACCAACACACCGGCUCCAAUGGUGCGAACGCGCAUGGCCACACGACAGCAGACCAGCACGUUCUUUGAUGAUGACGACGAUGACAUGGCUGAGCUCCAACCCACCUUCACUGGACCAAUCGUAAAGUUGAUGGUGUACCCACCUCCUCCGGCCAAGGGGGGCAUAUCGGUGACUAAUGAAGACCUCCACUGCCUUAACGAUGGAGAAUUCCUAAACGACGUCAUCAUAGACUUUUAUUUAAAAUAUUUAGUUUUGGAGAAGUUGAAAAAAGAAGACUCACAAAGGAGUCACGUGUUUAGCUCUUUCUUUUACAAGAGACUCAACCAGAAAGAGAGGAGAAACGUCCCAGACACGACUAACCUACCGAUGCAGAAGAGGAAGCACAACAGGGUGAAGACAUGGACCAGACAUGUAGACCUGUUCCAAAAGGACUUUGUCUUUGUUCCCAUCAAUGAGUCAGCCCACUGGUACUUGGCAGUGAUCUGUUUCCCAGGGAUGCAGGGCCCUCAGUUUGAGCCCAACCCUUUGUACCAGGCCCCAGGGCUAGCACAGACACAGUCAGCCCCCCAGGGCAGGCCCCCUGACCACUGCCGGCCACUCUCCCCAGAGCCAGACUACUGUGAGCCCCCAGGCAGAGAGGAACCCUUGGCCCCCUCAGAGAAGCUGUCCCUCAGUGCCACAGAGGCCUCCUCGGAAGGACACUCCCACAGCGAGCAGCCAAAGGGGGCGUUCACCUGUCCCAAUGGUGGCCAAGAGCAUCCCAAGACCGCUGGAGCCAGGAUGAAUGGGCUGGUCAACGUCCAGCCACAGUGCACAGAUGGCUUGCACAGAAUCAGUUUGUGUUACGGAUCAGGUGGUGGCAAUGGUGAUGACACAGAUACCUUUUCUGAUGACCAAAGCUCCUGUCAGGAUGAGUGCAGUGAGGACGGUGCACUUACAGAAGACCUGGUACCCCCUGAGAGCUCAGAGUGGACGUCAAAACCCACCAUCUGUAAACAGCCUUGUAUUCUCAUCAUGGACUCGUUACGUGGCCCGGCCAGAUCUUCUGUAAUUAAAACAUUACGAGAGUACCUGGAGGUGGAGUGGGAGGUGAGGAAAGGAAGUCGGAGGAGUUUUGGGAGGGAUCAGAUGAAGGGUUCUAGCCCACAUGUGCCUCAGCAGGACAACUUCAGCGACUGUGGAGUCUACAUUCUGCAGUAUGUGGAGAGCUUCUUUGAGAAUCCACUUACCAGCUUUCAUCUCCCGGUGAACCUGGAGGAAUGGUUCCCGCAGCAACGAAUGAAGACGAAACGCGAAGAGAUCAAGGAGCUCAUCCUUAAGAUCCAAGCCCAACAGGAGAUGAAGGCGGGCCAGGGCUCAGCCAAAUGCUCCCCUGCAGAACAGGAGGUGGGAGAAGAGGAUACAGGGGAAGGUGUAGAGAUUCAGAACCUGCCUGUCAGCCCCUGAGGUGCACUGUCUAGUCCGACGCUGCUACCUACUUACCUCUUUUACUUUGACACGAUGGUCCUAUCUAUCGGGUGGGUCUCCCGCUGCCUGGCCAAGCCUUGGAGGUCUGCCUGCCUGCUGCCGGGGCCAAGCCUGGAUGGAGGUCUGCCUGGCUGCUGCCGGGGCCAAGCCUGGAUGGAGGUCUGCCUGCCUGCUGCCGGGGCCAAGCCUGGAUGGAGGUCUGCCUGCCUUCUGCCGGGGCCAAGCCUGAAUGGAGGUCUGCCUGCCUGCUGCCGGGGCCAAGCCUGGAUGGAGGUCUGGGGGUCUGCCUGCCUGCUGCCUGGGCCAAGCCUGGUUGUACACUGCUGGAUUACUCUCCAUCGCCAUUUUUUAACUGCCAUAUUCCUUCCAUUGACAACAAAACAUUUUACAUUUGUAUUGAAUAAAACAUGUAUAUAUUUUGGAGGCUUUGGCUGCCUUUGUAAUUGACUGUUUUUGAUGCCGUGCUAUACAUGAAGAUCAUCAUCUCUAGGUUAGUUAUGUUUUCUUCAUAGCUGUUCGUUUUCGGGAGGAUCUGUGCAGAAUAUAUUGUUAAGCUGCUCUUGCGUCGUAUUUUUAUUAUUUUGACUGAGACUGAACUUGCUGUUAUUUGUAAUUUAUAUCCAUACUUCUCAUGAAUUGCUUAGCCAGUGCUUGUUAAAUCUCUUUACUACCAAAGUGGAUGGAUCUUGAGCAUUAAACACAGACACGAGCACAUAA